Molecule: messenger RNA, 702 nt
Organism: Lactuca saligna
Lineage: Eukaryota; Viridiplantae; Streptophyta; Magnoliopsida; Asterales; Asteraceae
Source: the annotation of a GenBank genome assembly
AUGUCGAUGCGUGACUAUCCGCCUACAUGGAUCCGUCGAGAGUUAUGGCAUGAGUUGUGCGAUGUAUGGAACAGUGCUGCUUGGCGUAGGAGGUCUGAGAGUGGAAGCACCAAUCGUAACUCUAUGGUGGAUGGUUGCAAGUCCAAGCAUACUGGCGGAUCCAUUAGCAUGGGACAACAUCGCAUGAAGCUGGAGAACAACGGGCAACAACCCACAUGGGAUAAAGUUUAUUGCAUGACACACCUCAAAGAAAGUUCAAAGUUGAGGUUGGUUUCCGGAGAUGAGUCGAGUGGGAGCCAAAAUCUAGAGUUUGUUACCCCUAAGGCUCAAAAAGUAUAUGAAACAUACCACAAUGCAAUGAAGGAUAAAUAUGGUGAUGACCUCAGUUUGCAUCCACUUGGUGAUGUUGGAUUGUGGGAGCAGUGUGCAGGCGGGAGAAAGAAGGGUCGGGUUUUUGGGGUAGGAAACUCGGAUCCAAGUUUCGCGGUGACCGGGACACCAAAUUGUGGCAUGUUCUCUAUGGACUAUGCUCGAUCUCAACAAGAGAUACGGGACUUGCAAACCCGACUCGAUGAGUCCGAAGCCCACCAUCAACAAGAGUUGGAACAAUUUCGAAAAGAACGUGAGGAAUCCAAAGCACGUCAAGAAACUAUGGAAAAACGUAUGGAAGAACUUUGGAGUAAAUUCAUGCCAAACAAUUAG